This is a messenger RNA of Funneliformis mosseae, 309 nucleotides long. The record is from the annotation of a GenBank genome assembly. NCBI's taxonomy places the organism in Eukaryota, Fungi, Glomeromycota, Glomeromycetes, Glomerales, Glomeraceae.
AUGUUACUUGAUAUUCAUGCGCUGAAAACAUCUAUAUUAGAAAUGCCAACUAUGGGAAUGGAAAAUCCGGCGCCACCGCCAACAACGUUUACAAAGAUUGUAAAUAAAGGAAUUGGCAAAAUUGAAGCUAUAUUAAAGAUGAUCCUUACACCACAUGAUCCUCCUGAAGGGUUAUCUGAAAAUUAUAUUUUAUUAAUUGGCGACAAGAACAUUACGAAUUUCCAAAAAAUAUUAGAACUUAAGGGAUUAAGGAGAAAUGAACAACAACAAUUGAUAGAACAAUUUCAACAACGGGAUGAUGAAAAAUGA